AUGCCGAGAAGACAGGAGGAGCUGGAGGAGGAAGGCAAAGAGGAGCUGGAUGAGACCCUGUCAGAGAGACUGUGGGGUCUGACAGAGAUGGUCCCAGAGAGGGUCCGGUCCAUGGCUGGUGCCACUUUUCAUCACUCCCUCUUUGGGGCUCAAAAAAUGUGCAGGUUUUCCAGGCCAGCCUUCAUGAUCCUGGUGCUUCCUGUUGUCUUCGAGAUUGAGAAGUUGCAAAUGGAGCAGCAGCAACACCCACAGCGACGGCAGAUACUUGUAGGGCCUAACGCAGGUUCUCAGGGGGCUUGCCAGGGCUCUACCUUCAUUUCUUGGAAAGCUCUAUAUUGUUCCUGCUAUGUGGCUUCUCUUGCUGGACAAGUUUGA
Molecule: messenger RNA, 375 nt
Organism: Acinonyx jubatus (cheetah)
Lineage: Eukaryota; Metazoa; Chordata; Mammalia; Carnivora; Felidae
Product: mitochondrial import receptor subunit TOM22 homolog
Exons: 1
Coding region: 1-375 (124 amino acids)
Biological process (GO): intracellular protein transport
Cellular component (GO): mitochondrial outer membrane
Source: RefSeq, a predicted model, not a curated record